UUCUUCUUUGGCCUGUGCGCCAGGAGGGGAUACGUCGACGAGUUAAGACUAUCCGCCCCGAAGUACAGAGGUCAAGUACGAAGCACGGCUCGGCGUAGCAGGACGCCCGCACAAGUCCAAGGUGCGCCACUCGAACCCGAAAUGCUGGAGGAGUUGAAGAAGCAGGUCGCCAAGCAACUGGAGCUCGGAGUCAUCCGACCCUCCAAGAGCGAGUGGGCUGUUGCCCCUCACUUCGUAAAGAAGACCGGGGAAUGGAGGUGCGUCACUGACUACCGCAGGAGCGGCCAUGGUCGCAGACUCUUACCCCCUUCCUCGCAUCCGGGACCACCUGCGACGGGCGGCCGGACAGAGAUACUACUGCACUUUAUAACUCCGAUUGGCCCUUUCGAGUUCAACGUCAUCCCAUCCGGCAUCUAA
Messenger RNA from Gregarina niphandrodes, 417 nucleotides. RefSeq lists its product as hypothetical. Lineage: Eukaryota; Apicomplexa; Conoidasida; Eugregarinorida; Gregarinidae. The transcript has a single exon. The annotation marks the transcript as partial. The record is from RefSeq and is a predicted model, not a curated record.